Eimeria mitis is the source of this 1461-nucleotide messenger RNA. RefSeq lists its product as uncharacterized. The coding region runs from base 1 to 1461 and encodes 486 amino acids. Lineage: Eukaryota; Apicomplexa; Conoidasida; Eucoccidiorida; Eimeriidae. The transcript has 3 exons. The record is from RefSeq and is a predicted model, not a curated record.
AUGCCAAAGGAAGAAGCUGAGAGUCUCCUGCAGAAGCUGCUGCUGCAGCUGCUGCUGCAGCUCAAAGCAGCAGACAAGAAGCAGCAGCAGCUGCUGCAGCAGCAUCUCGAUGCAGCGCAUGCAGCUCUUGUUGAAUUGGAGGCGAGGAUCUAUGUUCUGCAGGAGGAGCAGCACAAGCUCUGCCAGUCUGAGGAUUUGCUGCCGGAGCACAUACUGCAGCAGCUGCGACGAGCAGCAGCAGCAGCAGCAGCAGCAACAGCAGCAAACAACAGCUCUGCUGCAAGUGUAUGCACAACAGCAGCUUCCUCCAGCCUUCGAGAAACAGCUAAAAGGACCAGAGAGAGGAUGAAGGAAGUUUCGCGUCAGCUUGAGGCGGCGCAGCAGCGUUGGUGUGAGUUGCUUGCUGCGGAGUCAGUUGAGCAGCAGCAGCAGCAGCAGCAGCAGCAGCAGAUAGCUGCAGAGCUGCAGCAAGUGGUGCAGCAGCAAACCUUCUCUCUGCGUAAAUCCUUCGAUGAGCAGCAGCAGGGGCUGGCCUUCUACUCUCGCCUACAAGGCUUCCUGCAGCAGCUGCAGCAGCACCAGCAGCAGCUUCUUACUGAUAUGCAUGCAUGCAUCCGCUCGAUCCACCAGCAGCAGCAACAGCAGCAGCAGCAACAGCAGCAGCAGCAGCUGGAACUUCAGCAGCAGCAGCAGCAGCAGCAGCAGCAGCAACAGCAGCAGCUGCUGCAGAAACUGGCUCUCCAGCAGCAGCAAAGGAACUCUAUCAGCCCCACCCAAAUCCCCCCUUGGCCUAAUGUGGAUUCUCUAAGCACAAGAAGCGGCCGCAGCAGCGUCGGCAGCAGCAGCAGCAGCAGCAGCAACAGCAGCAGCAACAGCAGCAGCAGCAACCCGCCACCUGCUGCUAACUGGCGACGGUGUAGCAGCGGGCCCCUCGUCCUCCCUGGAAGCCAUCCGAGGCGGCUGAGCAGCAGCAGACACAAGCAGCAGCCUGCUGCUGCUGCUCCUGCUGCUGCUGCUGCUGCUGCUGUUCCCUCAGGGCGUCAGCCAUCGUUUCCAAGCCCCGAGAGCAGCAACAGCGGCAGCAGCAGCAAACCCCGUGCAGCAGCAGCAGCAGAAAGCAGCAACAAAUUCAGCAGCAGCACAGGCGCCUCCUUCGCGCUCGUGCAUUCACCUAUAAGGCCCCGUAGCAGCAGACACAGCACGCCAUCCACAGGCAGCAGCCCAGCAGCAGUAGCAGCAGCAACAGCAGCAGCAGCUGCAGCAGCAGCAGCAGCACCAGAAGGGCCGUGUGACAGCCCCCCUUUGAUCGCCCCUGAGAUAGGGACGGUCUUCGGGGGGAGCCCCGAAACCCUCGGGGGUUCAUGGACACCAACUGCAGCAGCAGCAGCAGCAGCAGCAGCAGCAGCAGCAGCAACAGCAACAGCAGCAGCAGAACCAGCAGCAUGCAGCAGCCAACCGUGA